AUGAUCCAUCCCGAUAGGGUCGCGCCAGACCCCACGGAGGGGUGGCGGCGAGGCUCUCGCGGUCCUCUUCGUAAGUCGUGCGACACCUGCACGUCUUCCAAGACUAAGUGCCAGGGCAGCAUUCCUUGUGACCGGUGUAAGAAGAGGAGGAUAGAGUGCAAGUUCAGCAAGCGUCGGCGAUGCGGCCCCAAGGCGCGCGCGGAAGAUGAAAAGCGGCCGCGCACCGGCAUGGACGCGCAGCAGCAAGCCGGCCUUGCCAUCAAAGACAGCCCCGAGCACAAGCCUGCCAUGCACCAACAACACGCGGGAGUGCCGCACCCGCCGUCGCCGUCCUUGCCACCCAUCGGCACGAUCGCGGGCCUCGACAGCAGCAGCAACAACAUGACCGGCGGCGGCGGCGAUGGCCUCCCUGUGUCCAACCCCAAGUUCGGGGGGCCCAUGACGAGCGAUAGCCUGUCUGGCCUGGUCGAGCUCAUCGCGCCUACCCUCUCCGACACAGGUGGUAGCGGCAGCAGCGCCAGCAUCACCGCUAGCAUCAACGCCAGCAUCAGCUCCAGCUGCCACGGCGGCGGGGAGGCCGCCUACAGCCACCACGCGGCGGCCGUCUCCGGCAACAACCGGUACACGGCGAUCCCGGGACUGCACGCGGAAGGGGUUUCCCCUUUUCUCGGCGGGGGCGGCACGAGCCCCCCGCACCACAACCAACACGGAGCCAGCAGAGGCGGUGCGAGCAAUCGGCCCGGCUUCCCGCCUUCGUCGUCGGUAGCGGCGGUGGCGACGCUGUCGAGCCUGUCUGCGGCCAUGGACCACACCUCGAGGCAGCAGCCGGGCGGCGGCGGCGGUGGCGGCGCGCGGGAUAGCUGCGUGGCGGCGCGGUCGGCGCCGCCCUUGGGUGCCGCCGCCGGGGGGGGGGCGCCUUCUUCGACCCCGCCGUCGUGCCCCGUCCGAGACCUGCCCGCACGGGCCAAGUCUAUGGGGGACACCCCAGGAGGCUUCGGGCAGGCCGGGGGCGGUGGCGGAGGAGGAGGAGCAGGAGGAGGAGGAGGCGUUCAGGCUGGCUUCUUCUCGGAAGGGUCGAUGGAGAACACCUUCAUGCGGCAGCAGGACGGCGGCAGCGAGGGGAGGCAACACGCCUCCUCCGCCUUGGGAGCCCCGUUGCCGCAGCAGCAGCGGCUGCCGCCGAGGGGGUCGCUCCCGAUGACCCUGGACGGCCGGUCGAAGACCCACCUCAAAACCUUCAUGCGGACCGUGGGCUCCCUCAUUCUCCUGCCCGGCGCCGACGCCAUCCGGAGCGCUGUUUUUGGAGACGCCAGCGGUGGGGACCCGAAGCAGUCGCCGGACGCACCAAUCGCCGCGGAUCCCGGUAGCGCCGAGGAUGUCGGGGUGAAGCGGGAAGGGCGGCCGGUGGCUGCCGAGGAGGAUGGCGGCAUCGUGGACGUUUUCGCCGAAGCGUGCAGAGCGGAGGCGUGGGCCGCUGCUGCCGUCGGGGCUCAGUUCAGCGGAGCCUCGGAGGAGGAGUGCAAGGACUACCAGUCUCGCGCGAUGCGGGCCCUCGCUCGGUGCCUGGAUGCACCGCUGCCGGAGGUGGCGUCCGUGAUGCUCCUUUUCUGCCUCUUCUGGAUGCACUCCAUGGAAACAAGAAAGGUCUCGAGGUACUUCGGCUUUGCUCAGCAAGUGGGGCUAGAGCUGGGGUCGCUGAUGCCCGAGGAGCUGCGACACACGAUUGCCUUCGUCGCUUGCUUGGUGACAAUGACCCUCAAUCUGGAUCAGGUGGGUUCCUUCUCCCUCCAAGUGAAAGACCAAGCGGUGUGGGGGGUGUCCUUACGGGACAACAGCUGCAGGCCCGGCGUUGACCCCUUUGUCCUGGCGCUAACGGCGCUCACGGUAGCCUGCAACGAGAUGCUCCACGACGGGGCAGGCAGAGGCGGUCAGGGUGCCAUCGGAGCCGGCGGCCUGUCUCCCCGUGUAGCCCCGUCGAAGAAUAACGAAUACCCAACCUUACCGGCACACGCAGCCUACACGCACGCGGCUCGUGGCGAAGCCGAGGAUGCGGAGGCCUCCGGUAGGCUCAUGCUCGCGAUCAUCGACCGGCACGCGGCCGUCCUCCACCUCCCGCUCACCUUCACCCUGGCCGAGGCCUCCCGAAGGCUGCUCGCAGCCGCCGCGGAGCGCUCCUCUCGGCCAACGCCGGAGGGGGUGCACGUCGAAGCUCUGGGGGCGGCGGUGACCAAGCUGAGCUUCGCGCGCCCGACCCAAGUGGUGAGGCCAGGUGCCGGUGGUGUUGCGGCGGCGGCGGGGGGCGGCGGCGGGUGGUGCGCGUUCGGCGACGACAUCCUGGCGGCGUUUGCCGCCGCUGGUGGCCGCGAUAUUGGUGGAGACGUCUUGUCGGAGGCGACCAACGACAACAGAGAUCCCCCCAGAUCGGGCUCCAUGUCGCCUCCCCCCCGCCGCUCCGUCCGACCGCUCUCUCGCGCCGUCAUCGCGAGCCAGAGCUGGCAACCAACCACCGGCGGCGCCGCCAUGCCCAUCCCUAGCAGCAGCGCCGACGGCACGAGCGGCAGGGAGUCGUCGGCCUCGCUGCCGAGAUGGAGCGGGGGGGG
Ectocarpus sp. CCAP 1310/34 is the source of this 2600-nucleotide messenger RNA. NCBI's taxonomy places the organism in Eukaryota, Phaeophyceae, Ectocarpales, Ectocarpaceae. The record is from the annotation of a GenBank genome assembly.